AACCCUCAUAAAUGCUUCUCAGAAUUCCUUCUCAGCUAAGCUCAGGUCAGCAGUGCCGCGGCGUUGCCCCAAUCUCAUUCUCCCCUCCUAUAAAUGCGAGCAUCGUUUCCAAAUCUCUCUGGAUUUUCAACCACUUUUGCGUUUCCUCAAUUUCCAGAGCAGAGUCGUCGCCAACACGCCCAUUAAUACCCCCAAAAGAAUUGCUAUAGGAUGCUGCUGUUGAUCUGUUGUCAAGCAAUGAGGAGGUACGUUUCCGCCAUUUCAUCUUGGGUGGCCAGAGAGCUCUGUGGUGCUCGAAUUGGAUUUGUUUUCGACCUGAUCAGGAAAUUCGCCGUUGCUCUGCUCACUUGUAUCUUCGCUUUGGGUGGAGCGGCCAUUGGAGUAAUCAGCGGAGCACUGAAAGGUCAGACAACUGAAACUGGUUUUCUGCGUGGUUUUGGCGUUGGGGCAGUGGCAGGGGCCGUCACCGGUGUCCAAUUGAUGGAGCUCAUACUAAAUGGGGAACCAUUUUCGAAGGUUGCAUUGAUAUGUAGUUUGGUUAAUGGGAAGAUAUUUAUGGAAUGGGUGAGUCCUGCCGUGUUGAAAGCUUAUCAGUGGCAGGUUAGCACUAUGGAUACAGGGCUGAGAGAUAUACCCGACAUUUUUGAGGUCACUGCCAUCAGGGGAUUAUCGGAAGAAGCCAUCAAGGAUUUGCCAAGUUUUAACAUUUCUUCCUCGGUGACUACUGGAUCACCGUCUUCUGAUGCUAGUUGUGCCAUAUGUUUACAGGAUUUGAUGGAUGGAGAAUCUGCAAGAAUGUUGCCAAGUUGUCGACAUUUCUUCCACACGCAUUGCAUAGACGAGUGGCUUCCGCUGCAGGGAUCCUGCCCCACAUGCCGAGAGGAUGUUUGAAACACAACGAAAGAUUAGACCUAGCCCUACAUCUAUAUAUAUGUAUCUAUGUAUAUCAUAUGAGAGCAGAAACCCAACCUGGAAAAGUGAUCGAUCGAAUCAUAACCAUGUCCUUUCGGGUUUGAACAUAUCUUAAGUAACGGUUCCAGUUACGGCGUAACGACUUCCCCAACUUGAUAGCAUAGAUGAACUUUGCAUCAACUAUAUGUGCAUAAACCUUAUAUAUAACUGUAAGCCUUCAGCUCCCCAUGUUCAUAUACUUCCGGUUUUUUGCUGCUUCA
Molecule: messenger RNA, 1172 nt
Organism: Andrographis paniculata
Lineage: Eukaryota; Viridiplantae; Streptophyta; Magnoliopsida; Lamiales; Acanthaceae
Product: NEP1-interacting protein 2-like
Exons: 5
Coding region: 211-891 (226 amino acids)
Source: RefSeq, a predicted model, not a curated record